This is a messenger RNA of Rosa chinensis, 752 nucleotides long. RefSeq names its product HVA22-like protein f. The transcript has 5 exons. The record is from RefSeq and is a predicted model, not a curated record. NCBI's taxonomy places the organism in Eukaryota, Viridiplantae, Streptophyta, Magnoliopsida, Rosales, Rosaceae. Bases 96 to 584 code for a protein of 162 amino acids.
GUAUUAUCCGACCGAUCUUGUCUCAUAAUCAGGACAAUAUAUUGCAGGGCUUAAUAAUUUGUGAGAUCAGAGACAACUAUAGCACUUUCAUCAACAUGGGUGUUCUUGCAGCGAUUGCCAAGAAUUUGGAUACACUAAUCGGGCCCGGAGUGACACUUCUUUAUCCUUUAUAUGCAACAGUGAGAGCAAUAGAGAGCGCUUCUACACUAGACGAUCAGCAGUGGCUUACAUAUUGGGUGUUAUAUUCUUUGAUCACAUUAUUCGAGCUCUUCUGUUGGAAAGUCCUCGCUUGGAUUCCAAUAUGGCCAUAUAUGAAGCUAUUGUUCUGCAUCUGGCUGGUGUUGCCAAUAUUCAACGGGGCAGCCUAUGUUUAUGAGAAUAUUGUGAGAAAAUAUGUGAAGCCCGGGGACUAUAUCAAUUGGAGCUCAUCGUCAUCAUCAAAACACCCAGAGGGACAGAAGAAGGUUAUCCAAAUGUUGAGCCUCGAUGGAAGGAAGUCGGUAGAGCAUUUUAUCGAUCACCAUGGAUCAGAGGCUUUCGAGAGGGUCGUCAAAACGGCUGAAAGAGAAGCUAGGAAGCACUGAGAAGAUCCAAUUUAUAAGGAAAGACAUGCAGCGUAUCUCAGAUGAAUAUGAGCCAGUCUUAUGUCUUUAUGUAUAUGCAAGUUCUUUGUUUCUGUAAAAGAUUGAACUAAUAGAAUUCUUCUCUCUUUGUAGAAUAUGUAGUAGAAACUAACAUCGAUCAAUGUACAU